AUGGAAGAUGAACAGCAACUUGCAAAAGUUAUCACAGAGAUGCCAAAUUUUGUUCAAGAAUAUACUCUCAUGCAAAGUAUGAAGCAAUACUUCGCUGCCCUCCGCCAUACAAGAGGUCAUAAUCCGGAAGGUUCUCCAAUAGAUUUGGAAGUUCUUCUGUUAUUAAAACUAAUCCUCGGCUCUGUUGACAAUCCUAUUCAAACACUACAUACAGUUGGAAUAAUCAUAAUUGGCGAUGAAAUUGCCAUAAAUGCAAAUUAUUUAAAAACUUUUCUUUCAACAUGUCGUUCAAGAAUCAAUAACUCUAUGAAGCAUCUUGGAUGGGAGCUAUCGAACCAUGACAAAACAACAAAAUCAGAGUUGCUUCAGCCUUUAGUCGAUAGAAAAGAUUCAAGAAACUGGACAAUACGUACAAUACCUCCAACAUCAGCAGUAUAUACAUUUAUUCAUGAAAAUCCUUCAGUAAGACUUCGAAUGACAACAAAUCAGCCACAAGAUCUUCCUUUAGGUCAAAUCAUACUAGAACCUGGUCAAGGUGAUGAUAAUAACGAUCAAUAUAAAAAGGAUGUCUCAUCACCUCAUAUAUAUGGUGUCAAAAUGAAUUAA
Molecule: messenger RNA, 606 nt
Organism: Trichomonas vaginalis G3
Lineage: Eukaryota; Parabasalia; Trichomonadida; Trichomonadidae
Product: transcription-initiator DNA-binding domain ibd family
Exons: 1
Coding region: 1-606 (201 amino acids)
Source: RefSeq, a predicted model, not a curated record